Dioscorea cayenensis subsp. rotundata (Guinea yam) is the source of this 3003-nucleotide messenger RNA. Its product is annotated as receptor-like protein EIX1. NCBI's taxonomy places the organism in Eukaryota, Viridiplantae, Streptophyta, Magnoliopsida, Dioscoreales, Dioscoreaceae. The record is from RefSeq and is a predicted model, not a curated record. The transcript has a single exon. The coding region runs from base 1 to 3003 and encodes 1000 amino acids. Gene Ontology annotation, molecular function: protein binding.
AUGCCCUUCAUCACUAGUACAACUACUAGUGCUAGUGAUUUUACUACCAAAGGCUGCAUCAAGGUGGAACGAGACACCCUCCUAGCAUUCAAGGCGCAAAUCAUAUAUAGCAAGGCUCAUCCCAUGUCAUCAUGGGGUGAUCAGACUGAUGACUGCUGUCAGUGGACCGGUGUGCGCUGUGACAACAAUUCUGGCCAUGUCAUCCGCCUCAGCCCUCAUUUCAGGCAACCACCACCAUAUUAUUAUUAUGAUUAUUAUUAUUAUAAUGAUGGUUAUUGUAAUACUGGGUGCACAGAUCAAGGCUUGAGUGGGAACAUUAGUGAAUCUCUUAUUGGCCUCCAGCACCUCAAACACCUUGAUCUCAGCUUCAAUUGCUUCAAUAAUAUUCCCAUCCCAAAGUUGUUGGGUUCAUUUGAGAACCUGGUUCAUCUUGACCUUCGCUGCUCAGGCUUCACUGGUGCUAUACCUCACCAACUCGGUAAUCUCACCAGGCUGAUUUACCUCGACCUAGCAACAGAUUAUUAUGAAGGAGUACUCAAGGUUGAUGAUGCUGAGUGGCUAUCUGGUCUAUCAUCUUUGAGAUACUUGUCUAUGGAUGGUGCCAACUUUUCUGGUGUGAAUAACGUCAUACAAUCACUCAACAAGCUUCAGCAUUUAGAACAUGUUUCUCUGCUUCACUGCAGAGUGAGCAACAUCCCUGAGUCUCUCCCACAUCUCAACUUCACCUCCCUCGCCUUCCUAAAUAUCGGAUGGAACAACUUCAUGUUCGGCACCAAUAUCCCAGAAUGGCUCUUCAGAAUACCCAAGUUACGUUUUCUCAACAUGAUAGGUUGUAUGUUGAGCGGCACCCUCCAUUCCUCGGUUGGAAAUGCAACUUCUCUUCAAUUUUUGGACUUAUCCUUAAAUAUAUUUGAUGAUAUGCCGAGAGGAUUUGGCGACCUCUGCAAUCUCCGGUAUCUUCACUUGGGCAUUUUUAUGGGAAAGAGCUUGGAGGAUUUCAAAGAUGCAUUUUCUGGAUGCAUCAGGCGAAAUUUGAAUGUGCUUUCAUUUGAAUUUAGCAUGCUACAAGGUCCUUUGCCAGAUUGGUUGGGUGAAUUCAGAAAUCUCACCAUUCUCAAUCUUUCCUACAAUUCCUUCAACGGCUCCAUUCCUGGAUCCUUGGGAAGACUCUUGGGAUUGCAAUAUUUGGGUCUUAGCGACAAUGAACUAAAUGGCCCUAUCCCAGAAAGUCUCUGGCAACUUUCAAAUCUAGUUUCCUUGGGACUUGGUGACAACAACUACUCCUCUGUUAUCACUGAAGCUCAUUUGGCCAAUCUCACCAAUCUCAAGUACCUGUUACUCGAUCGGAUGGUUCUCAAUAUAAGCAAUGAAUGGAUUCCAGGGUUUCAAGCUGAGGAAAUAAGCCUGUCUCAUUGUCACAUUGGAACAAAAUUUCCAAUUUGGCUUGCCAACCAAGUGAAUCUUCAGACUUUGGACAUAUCUAAUGUUGGAAUCAGGGAUUCAAUGCCUGAUUGGCUCUGGAACAUCAUCUACACGAUAUCAUUCUUAGAUCUCAGCAACAAUGAGAUCAGUGGAAGACUGCCUCAACACUUGAAAUUUCAAGCCGCAAGAUAUAUCAUUGGAAUAUUCCUUCACUCUAAUCGCUUUGAGGGAUGUGUUCCUUAUUUUCCUCCUAACGUUCAUGUACUAGACUUAAGCAAUAACUCACUGUCAGGAAUCAUUCCCUCUGAUCUUGGAAACUUUGGAGAAAUAAGACCCCAGCUCACUUCCCUCCGUAUAUCUUCAAACAAUUUAAUUGGCAAUAUUCCAAAAUCUCUUUGUAAUUUUAAGGACCUGGUGUCAUUGGAACUCUCCAACAAUCAUUUGGAAGGAGUGAUCCCGAGUUGUUGGAAUAAUUUGAUGGGUCUACAGUACCUCAUAUUGGCAAACAACUCAUUGACAGGUGAAGUUCUAAAUUCCCUUACAAGUUCCUCACAAUCUUUACGAGUGUUAUACUUAAGCAACAAUCGGCUGCAUGGAGAUUUUCCAUCAUUCCUGGAGAAGUGCACUUCCAUGACUACUCUUGCUCUUGACCACAACAAUUUAUCAGGCGAGAUUCCUACUUGGGUCGGAGAAACUAUGACUUCAUUGAUGAUCCUGACUUUGAAAGAAAAUAAUUUCUCAGGUAACUUGCCUUUACUAUCCAAUCUCACAUCACUUCAUUUCUUGGAUCUUUCCCACAAUUCAUUUGUAGGGAGCAUACCACAAUCAUAUGGCAACCUCACAGGCAUGAUAGAUGCUAGUAUGAAUGGUGGGGCAAGUUUUUCCUCUAAUUUAUCAAAAGUUCUAGUAAUUACAUUGACUGUGGCAACAAAAGGAAUAGACCUACAAUAUGGAGUCAUUCUUUCUUCUUUGAAAUUCAUGGACCUUUCAGCAAAUAAGCUAUCAGGCACAAUCCCAAAAGAGAUAGUUAACCUAGUUAGAUUGCAAAACUUAGAUUUAUCAUGUAAUUAUUUGUCUGGUGAAAUUCCUAGCGAUAUUGGUCUAAUGCAAUCAUUGGAAUCUCUCGAUCUCUCAAGAAAUGAGCUCAUAGGAUCAAUUCCUCUUAGUCUCUCUACAAUAAAUUUUCUAGAAAGCUUAAAUCUAUCACACAAUAACUUGUCGGGAAAAAUCCCAUACGUGAACCAUUUGACCACUUUCAAUAAUCCAUCUAGUUAUGUUGGCAAUCUCAAUCUUUGUGGAGCUCCUCUAGAGAAGAAUUGCACAAGUGAUGAACCACCAUCAAAUGCCCAUAAUCAAGAAGAUGAAGAUGAUAAUGAUAGUCAAUCCACUUGGUUUUACAUUGGUUUGAUGCCAGGAUUUGUGGUUGGGUUUUGGAUAGUGUGGGGAAUUCUACUAUUCAAAAAAGAAUGGGGAUGCAUUUAUUUCAAGUUUCUGGAUCACACGUAUGAUAUGAUAUAUGUAAAGAUAGUAGUCCUUGUACCCAAGAUCAAGAGGGCUUUGGCUGUGACGAGAUCAAUGUAA